AUGUUAUCUUUGCUGCCACGGGCCACAGCUUCAGUGGCCAGUCUUUUAGAGCACAUGCCGGGCUCUUUGACAGUGUCUCUGAUGAUGGACACCACAUUAUCAUUGCUUACGACGUCCCAAAGGCCAUCACUUGCCAUGACCUGAAAAGAAAGCCAAUCGAGAAAGAAAUAGUUGCAUAAGUGCACAGAGAAUUCGCCUGCAAGACGCAUUCUAGAGAAAGGGCACAGAGUCAACGGUUAUUUGGGGAUUUGGGCGACUCAUAGAGCCUGCCAAUGCAUGCCAACGGUAGCUUUCUAAUGGAAACUUCAUUGCCAGGAACUAUAACGAGGAUGAAGGAAAUCUGAUGGUCCACAGCUACUCUAGAUUAUUCUAAUUUUGCAUGGUUUGGUACGAGAUAAUGCAGGUUUAUGGCUGAAAUAUUAUGAUACAACCUAGCUCAAAAUGCUGGUGCACAUGGUAAACAAUUAUUUGAUAUGCCAUUUUAUAUAAUUAAUAUUAUAAAAUGCCAUUUUUUAUAUUAAUUACAUAAAAUAUCUCAUAUAUGACGAUGGUUAACGUGUGAAAGCAUUUUUCUCUUGUUAUAGCUUACAUCAUAUCUAUACUCAUGAAAUAUCUCAUAUAUGAUUUGUUGGUCAGUGACAUAUCUAGUGGAAGCCACAGUGGUGAAACCAGAUACAACAGAUCAUAUCUCAUGAAGAGAUCCCUUUUCACUUUCAAUCUUCAGCAACAAUACAACAGCAACAGACUGAACAGAAUAAUAGACCCUAAGAGACGUUCUAUAGCUUUAGUGCAGAAUCAGGUGAGGUUCACGGAUCACGUUGGAUUUAUUUUGACCUUCUUCUGAUAUCGGUAUUUGAUACCGAAAUAUACGGUUUAGAAAAGGUCAAAGAUGAAAGCUAAUAAUCUGGGAACUUUCAGUUGCAACUGCAUAAGUAUGUAAAUAUGUCCCGAAAUCAAUCUUUCUCGGUAUGACAGGUUACAUCCUAAGUUUUAUCCCUUAGCACAUGCAAGCCACGGUGGUGAAGCCAGAUAAGACAGUGCCUGCUGUAUAAAUUAUGCCGAUUUUUCUGCAGAAAGCAUUAUAAAUGAAAGCAUUGCCGAUAAAUAUUACAAGUCCUUAUGGUAAAAUGAAUCUUCUGAAUCAUAUUACGCAGAAUAGCAUGUGAUUUUAAGCCCAUUUAGAAUUGAAUCCUUUUCACUGCCAAGGUACCAAUUCCAUGCUACCUGAUUCUUCCAGUGUAUAGAGCAGAUUUCAGGUCAUGAGCUGAUGCUUACGGAAAGUCAGCAACUGACUUUCUAUGUCCCAGAUCAGGAGCCUCACAGAAAUCCUUGUGAAAAGGAUUCUUGAAAUCAUGCCCAGCAAAGUUGAGCAUGUUUAAACAUGGAUGCUUUUUAUCCAUCGGCACAAGGUGCAGGACCCCUAGAUUUUCAUUAAUGCUCCUGACAAUAAAGCAUUCAGAACAUCGUCUGCUGUCUCUUAAGGCUGUUAGCGAUAAUUGAAGAUGAUUCGCAUUUUAAAAAGGUAAGAGACGAGAUUCUUCAAAAAAUUUAAGAAAAAAAGGACCAAUUUUUUUUCUAUAGCCAUCUACUUCGCCUGAGAAGAUAAAAUUUAAGGAAAAUUUAUGAACAUUUAUUGAAGUAUAAAAUGAAUUGAUUGGCGAUCUACAUUCAUCUAGAUGAAUUUAAACUGCUUACCAAAUAUUCAUCAUCUGCUGAUAGAGAAGUCUCAGUUAUUUCAGGCUCAGCAGUUACAGCUGGCUUCAAAUCAUCAUCACCAAUUGAUCUCGUCACCUGCUCAGCCAAAGGUAUGCCGGUCAAAGUAGAAGCUCAAUAUAAAAUCAUUUAUGAAAUUGAAUAUAUUUUCAAUUUGACGAUGCAUGACACUUCAUUAAGAUUAAAAAAAUGGCCGCGAAUAAAUAUGUUGCGCACAUGGGAUUAG
This is a messenger RNA of Spirodela intermedia, 1939 nucleotides long. NCBI's taxonomy places the organism in Eukaryota, Viridiplantae, Streptophyta, Magnoliopsida, Alismatales, Araceae. The record is from the annotation of a GenBank genome assembly.